AUGGCAGAGGCCGAUCGGCGCGGCAGGUCCGAAAUGCCACGCCCGAAGACCAAGAGAAGGGUCCCGCGAGUGAGUUCUUUUUGCCACCGAAACCCGAUGAGCCGGCUACAAGCUACAUGCUGCCUCCAACGGCAGACCGGUGCUAGCCAAGCCCGAUAUCGACAUCAUUGUGCGCCGUACCUGCAUAUGUCAGAAAAGCCUGCGUGCUGCUAUGCCCACGUUUUUAGUUCAUGUACGCACAUACCCCAAUUGAAACGGUAUGAAACGGUACCGCCUCGUAGACGAACCCGUCCACAACGCCGGCCGACUUUGAAGCUCCGGGAGCAGGAACGGAGUAAGGGGCCGGGCGAAGCGGAGUGA
Colletotrichum abscissum is the source of this 360-nucleotide messenger RNA. RefSeq lists its product as uncharacterized. The transcript has a single exon. The coding region runs from base 1 to 360 and encodes 119 amino acids. Lineage: Eukaryota; Fungi; Ascomycota; Sordariomycetes; Glomerellales; Glomerellaceae. The record is from RefSeq and is a predicted model, not a curated record.